CCCCCCAGCCGUGCCCUUCGGCCUUCGUUCCCAAUUCCUUCUUCCUUCGCCGCGACUCCUCCAGACUCGGGCCACAAGACAAGCCUGAUAGCGCCGCACAAGAGAGGAUUUCGAGGGGUUUUGCCCGGUCGGCGACCCGGAUCGAGAUCGCGACGCCAUGAGCGAGGUCUUCGAGGGCUACGAGCGACAGUACUGCGAGGCAUCCGCCUCCCUCACCCGCAAAUGCACCGCCGCCGCGGCCCUCCAAGGAGAGAAGCUGAAGCAGAAGGCGGUGGAGAUCAAAUCCGGCAUCGAUGGCGCCGAGGCCCUGAUAAGAAAGAUGGAUCUUGAAGCAAGGAACCUCCAACCAAGCAUUAGAGCUGGGCUCCUAGCAAAGAUCAGGGAGUACAAGUCAGAUCUUAAUAACCUCAAGGGAGCGUUGAAGAGGAUUACUAGUGGCAAUGCACAGCAAGGGGUGAGGGAGGAGUUGCUGGAGUCAGGAAUGGCUGAUGCAUUAGGGGUUUCUGCUGAUCAAAGAUCAAGAUUGCUCAGGGCAACUGAAAGACAGAAUGAAACAACUGAUAGGCUCAGAGAUAGCCAUAGAACUAUGCUGGAGACCGAAGAUCUUGGUGUCUCCAUCUUGCAUGAUCUGAGUCAACAGCGCCAAUCUCUCUUGCAUGCUCAUCGUGUAUUGGAUGAUGUCGAUGUCAACGUUGACAAGAGUAGGAGGACUAUUGGAGGCAUGGUGAGGAGAAUGGACAGAAAGAAGUGGAUCAUCGGUCUCGUCAUAGCCGCCCUUGUCCUGGCCAUCCUAGUGAUCCUGUAUUUCAAGUUCGUGCACUAGGUGCAUUGGGGCAGUAGUGUUCUACUGCAACCAUGAUGAAGGCAGCCAGCUGUGAAUUUUUUUGUUCUAUCUGCACUUGGCAACCUGUGUGUUUUUCUUUUCUAUUUUCCUUUUAUUUUGUUCAGAUCAUAUUUUUGUGGGGGUGUGCUUGUAUGCUAUCGAAUGUGUUUCGAGGAAAAGUUGAGACCAUCAGACAGUCUCUUGUAUAUCAGCUGAUUGCUUUUUGUUUGAAAGACUAACUGAACGGGCAAUAAUGAAGCAGAUUUAAGCAUGU
Molecule: messenger RNA, 1097 nt
Organism: Panicum virgatum (switchgrass)
Lineage: Eukaryota; Viridiplantae; Streptophyta; Magnoliopsida; Poales; Poaceae
Product: vesicle transport v-SNARE 13-like
Exons: 5
Coding region: 158-823 (221 amino acids)
Biological process (GO): intracellular protein transport; vesicle-mediated transport; vesicle fusion
Cellular component (GO): SNARE complex; late endosome membrane; endoplasmic reticulum membrane
Molecular function (GO): SNARE binding; SNAP receptor activity
Source: RefSeq, a predicted model, not a curated record